GACAGUCUACCCUUGGAAAUUGUUAAACCUUUUAAUUACUUAGGUAUUGAACUUAGUAUGAAUGGUAAAUUUAACACUGCUCAGAAAGCAAUAGCAGUUAAAGGAUCUAAAUCAUUAUUGCAAUUGUAUAAUGUCUUUGAUGGUGUUUAUGUAGAUAUUAGUCAGAAAUGUAAAUUAUUUGAUUCGUAUGUAGGGUCUGUUCUCUCUUACGGUGCA
Messenger RNA from Lottia gigantea (owl limpet), 216 nucleotides. RefSeq lists its product as hypothetical. The transcript has a single exon. The record is from RefSeq and is a predicted model, not a curated record. The annotation marks the transcript as partial. Lineage: Eukaryota; Metazoa; Mollusca; Gastropoda; Lottiidae.